Molecule: messenger RNA, 1283 nt
Organism: Dermacentor albipictus
Lineage: Eukaryota; Metazoa; Arthropoda; Arachnida; Ixodida; Ixodidae
Product: sulfotransferase ssu-1-like
Biological process (GO): sulfation
Cellular component (GO): cytoplasm
Molecular function (GO): sulfotransferase activity
Source: RefSeq, a predicted model, not a curated record
AUGGAACAAAAAAUGCAACACUAUGAACAGUAUCACGAAGUGGACGGCUAUUACAUCAGCAAGAGCUUUCCAGAAGAAUGCGUCCGCUCGGCGCUCAGCUACAAGACGCAACCGGGGGACCUGUUCAUCGUCAGCUACCCCAAGUGCGGGACAACAUGGAUGCAGCACAUUGUUUAUAACAUCAUAAAUGGCCAUCCACCUCCCAAGAACCAGCUGUUGAGCUGGAUAGAGAUGCCAUUCCUCGAAGCCCAAGGGGCCGAAUCUGUCGAGGACAUGCAGAGACCGGGACCAAUCAAGACACACAUGGCUUUCCGCUUCCAACCCUACUCGAAAGACGCCAAGUACAUCUACGUAGCGAGAAACCCGUAUGACUGCUGCGUGUCUCAUUUCUACCACACCAGGAACGCGCCCAUCUACCGCUUCCAAGAAGGCACGUUCGAUCAGUUCUUCGACAUGUUCGUGGAAGGCAAGGUCGAUGUUGGCGACUACUUCGACCAUUUGCUGUCUUGGCAUGCACACAGAAACGACCCGAACGUCUUGUUUGUAACCUACGAGCAGCUUAAGAAGGACAUCAAUGCUUGGGUCGUGAAGAUUGCUGAUUUCAUUGGAGAAGAGUUCGGCCAGAAGCUUCGGAGUGACAACAGUCGGUUAGAGAACGUAUUACUGAACAUUAGCGUUAAAAACAUGAAGGAAAUUCUCAAUGAUUCUAUGAAAACCUUAUUUGAUGAUCCCGAGACCGCACUCGGCAGUAAGGUGCCCAAAUGGAUCGCACUUAUGAGGGAAUCGAUAGGAGCUGACGCCUGCGAUAGGCCAAUGACAGGUGAUUUUGUUCGGAAAGGCGUCGUCGGUGAUUGGCGGAACCACUUCUCGGAAGACCAGGUGAAGCGAUUAAAGAAGCGAAUUCAUGAGAAGACGCUAGGCAGUGAUGUCAUGGAUUUGUGGAAGGACGCCGAUAUUCCGCACGGAGUGUUUAAUGCUAAACUUUGGGCGAUUUCGCGAGGCUCGUAAUAGUUAUGAAAACCGAACGGAUCAAGUACUGCUUCCUUACGCUUGGUGAUGUUCCGUUAUUUCCCUUGCGCUUAUAUAGAAUAAACGAAAGUGCUAGGGGAAUUUUCGCACAAAUAGAGAUUGGAUAUUCAACGUAAGAGUUCUACAAGUGCACGAGUUUUUCUGUUUACCAAUGCCUCAUGUGUGUCGUGCGACCCUUAACGCUAUUUAAUUUUCUAACUCAAUUGUACUUAGAAAGUAUUACUCCGUUCCCUUCUAGCCACACGACCACAAUA